Messenger RNA from Boleophthalmus pectinirostris (great blue-spotted mudskipper), 2201 nucleotides. It is a transcript of the gene rnpc3, whose product is annotated as RNA-binding region (RNP1, RRM) containing 3. Gene Ontology annotation, cellular component: U12-type spliceosomal complex. The record is from RefSeq and is a predicted model, not a curated record. Gene Ontology annotation, molecular function: protein binding; U12 snRNA binding; pre-mRNA intronic binding. The transcript has 14 exons. Gene Ontology annotation, biological process: mRNA splicing, via spliceosome. Bases 275 to 1765 code for a protein of 496 amino acids. Lineage: Eukaryota; Metazoa; Chordata; Actinopteri; Gobiiformes; Gobiidae.
UGCAUGAUGCAGUAGCUUAGCAUAAACCCAUUCAUUCACAACUUCGUUUAAGCGCCGUUUAAUGCAACUGAUUAUACGGAAUAAGCUACAAAACAUAACGAAAACAAAUGUUGUUAGUUGAUGCAUAUCGGGCUAAGGUUAGUAAGCCCGAUAUUUCCUGCGUUUGUUGCGCACGAAGCUGAAUUUGUGUGGAUGAUACCUGCUAUUUUCUCUUGCCUUGAUGGUGAACUCGUAAACGGUGUCUUUUCUGUAAACUUGUAAUUAUUUCACUAAAAUGGAAACGACUGAAGAUACUACAAAGACCAAUGUCAGUAAAACGCUGCUUAUACGACACCUUCCCGCCGAACUGAGCAAAGACGAGAAAGAGGAUCUGCUCAAGUAUUUUGGAGCCGAGUUUGUCCGAGUAUUUCCGAACAGGGGUCGUAUGAAAAAUGCAGCUUUUGCAACUUUCAAGACGGAAACCUUUGCUGCAAAGGCACUUGCAAGACUGCAUCAGUUGGAGGUCCUUGGUCAUACACUUGUGGUAGAGUUUGCAAAAAACCAAGAUUCUGUUGUAGUAUUAAAAGAUCCACCAGUGACAAAAAUCAGUGACAAAACUACCACAGAAGAGAAGAAGCCGGAGCCUAAACAGUGUACUCCUCUUUUAGAAGAUGAGAUUGCACCACAGCUUGGGUUGAAAUUUCAGGCAAACCCCACUUUAAAAUAUUUAUAUCCCCCGCCUUCAAAUGCCAUCCUCGCAAAUAUCACACAUGCUCUCAUCAGUGUGCCCAAGUUUUAUGUUCAGGUUCUCCAUCUGAUGAAUAAAAUGAAUUUACCGUGUCCUUUUGGCCCAGUCACAGCCAGACCACCUACGUAUGAAGUUUUUGCCCCAGCUUUUCCCAUAUUUCCCCCUGAAAACCCCCCUCUACCUCGACAGGAGGGGUCCAGCGCGGAGUCGGAGUACGAGAGCGAAGAUGAUGAAGAUAAGGAGAGGAUCGCACGAGUGAUGGGCCUGGUCAACCAAGCGUACAAGAGACCGCAGAGACAAAAGACAUCCUCCAAACGAAAGAAGCCCCGGAUCAAGGAUCUCCUCUUCGCUCCUAAAGCAGACUCCCAGAGUGCCCCAGUUCUGCAGCCGUCAGAUGUGUUUGAGCAGCCUCAUCCGACUGGUCCCAAGAAAAUCGAGUUCCACAUUUCGGUUACGGAGACAAAAGUGGAGGCGGCUGGUCCAGGUGUGGAGUCUCAGAGUGAACAAAGAGAAGAGGAGGUAGAGGCCCCCCGGAGAAUGCAGGAGGUAGUUGAGGUGAUCGAAGGAUUUGGAAAGCUCUUCCCCAGCGUAGUGCCAACUGAAACACAAGAAGAAGACAGUGAAGAUGAGGACAUACCCAAAGAUGUCAUAUCCAGAAGGGAACUGGAGAAAGGACGAUUAUCCAGAGAUGAGAUAAAAAGGAUGUCUGUGUUUAAAAAUUAUGAACCUGGCGAGCCGACGUGCAGACUGUACGUGAAGAACAUCGCCAAACAAGUGGAGGAGAAGGAUCUCAAGUACAUCUAUGGGAGGUAUAUCGAUCUUUCAUCUGAAGCUGAGAGAAACAUGUUCGACAUCGUGUUAAUGAAGGAGGGGCGGAUGAAAGGGCAGGCCUUCGUGGGGCUCCCCAGUGAGGCCAGUGCACAGAGAGCCCUGCGGGACACCAACGGAUACGUGCUCUAUGACAAACCUCUUGUUGUUCAAUUUGCCCGGUCAGCCAAACCAAAGGACAACAGUGACACAAAGAGAAAGCCUCGCUGAGCUAAACCAGGUGAGUAUGACAAUGAGAAACUGUGGGGCUUCUGCCAAAUAAUCCUCAAGGCUGGAAAUAACACUUUUAUCAUUUUAAUGGUGUUUUCUUUUUGCAUUUUGUUUACACUUUAUUUAUUCAAGAUGCCAUGGCUUGAUAAUGUGGUCCUGCUGAAGCUUUUGUAUCCUUAUUCUUAUAUCCUUUUGAAAAACAGGGCAGUUACUUUGCAGCCCUUUGCAGAACAAUUGGAAGUUCUUACUAUUGGACCUGUAUUGUACAAAUGUAGUCUAAAUUUAAAAGAGCUAGAAUUUAGUUUUAUUUAUUGCACAGUGACAACUUGGGCUAUUUUAAUUCUUUACAAUGGUCUCUACUUUUUGUACUUUUCUAGGUGAUGCUCAUCAGAUGUCAACGUCUUUUUGUACAGAAUAAAAUAUUUUAUUAAAUGUU